This is a messenger RNA of Dioscorea cayenensis subsp. rotundata (Guinea yam), 1182 nucleotides long. Its product is annotated as transcription factor bHLH94-like. NCBI's taxonomy places the organism in Eukaryota, Viridiplantae, Streptophyta, Magnoliopsida, Dioscoreales, Dioscoreaceae. The transcript has 3 exons. The record is from RefSeq and is a predicted model, not a curated record. Bases 126 to 1088 code for a protein of 320 amino acids. Gene Ontology annotation, biological process: regulation of transcription by RNA polymerase II. Gene Ontology annotation, molecular function: DNA-binding transcription factor activity, RNA polymerase II-specific; protein dimerization activity; RNA polymerase II cis-regulatory region sequence-specific DNA binding.
UCACGUGGCAACUCUUGUGCUGUUUUUGUUCUCUUCUAACCUUCUCUAUAAAUCCCUCCCUCAUCCUCAUCUUCUUCCUUCUCCCCCUUCCUCUCUUCCUCCAUUUCAAAAUAAUCUCCAUCUCCAUGGCUUUGGAAGCAGUGGUUUUUCCACAAGACCUUCCAUUUGCUCACAAUGCCAAAAACAUCACAAAUAACUAUAACUUUGUUGCAGUUGCUGAAGAGGACACUGGAGUACUCAUCAAUGGCAUGCAUGCCAAUUGGGAUCACUCUUCUUCUUCUUGGUCAUCAUCAAUAUUUCCUGAAACUGAAGACUUGCUUCAAGUGUCUUUAUCUCCUGAGACAUCUAUUAAAGAACACCUUCAUCAUCGCCCUGUCAACGGCACUGAACUCACCGGCAAACAAAGAAAAAGGCGUCGUGUUCGUAGUUUCAAGAACAAAGAAGAGGUUGAAAACCAAAGAAUGACUCACAUUGCUGUCGAACGCAACCGCCGGAAACAGAUGAAUGACUACCUCGCCUCCCUUCGCCGUCUCAUGCCGCCUUCCUAUGUCCAAAGAGGAGAUCAAGCAUCGAUAAUCGGAGGAGCGAUAAACUUUGUGAAGCAAUUAGAGCAGCUGCAACAAUCACUUGAAGCUCAGAAGCUGAUCAAACAAAGGUGUAACAAUGGAGAUUUUGAAGGUUCUACUCCAUUUGCUGAUCACUUCACAUUCCCUCAGUACUCAUCAGCAUCUUCUUGUAAUACUGAUGGCACCGGCAACGGCACUACAACGAGUUCGGGGAUUAGUAAUGAAAUAAUAGCUGAGAGACGAUCGGCCAGUGCUGACAUUGAGGUGACCAUGGUUGAAGGACAUGCUAAUAUUAAGAUCCUUGCAAAGAGACGGCCAAAACAACUAGUGAAACUCAUUGUUGGUCUGCAUAAUCUUUGCCUUUCUACUCUUCAUCUUAAUGUCACUGCUGUUGAGCAUUUUGUGUUGUAUUGUUUCAGUCUAAAGGUAGAAGAAGAGUGUCAGUGUGGGACAGUGGAUGAUAUAGCAACUGCAGUUCAUCAUUUGGUUGCGGAGAUUCAAGAACAAGCUGAGCUGGUUUGAAUUGAUGCUAUUUUGAUUGUUUAUGUUGUUGUAUAAGUUUUUUUUUUCUGAUGCUCUGUUGCAAUGAAUCAGAAAAAAAUUGUAUUCAAAUAAG